Messenger RNA from Odocoileus virginianus texanus, 1963 nucleotides. Lineage: Eukaryota; Metazoa; Chordata; Mammalia; Artiodactyla; Cervidae. The record is from RefSeq and is a predicted model, not a curated record.
AUGAACCAGAGGACUGGCUUGCUGGAACUGCGCGUCUUCGAAGUCCCCCAGCUCGCUCUGCUGCCCCCGGGCGGGGGUCGGAGCCAGUCACUGCUCGGACCGCCGGCCAAGGGCCGAGUCCGGAAGGGGCGGGAUCUUCCGACGGCGGCAGAUCGCGAAGAUCCAUAUCGUUCGUAUGCUGCCUGCGGAGUGCUCGCGCCGGUGGGUCCGGCGCUGCUGGGGGGGCGGGGGCGGGGGCGGGGGCCCGGCCGGGCGCUGAGCCUCCGGUGCUUCCCUCCCAGGCUGGUGGCCGAGCUGCGGGACGCCCUGGACUCCUGCGCCGAGCUACAACGGCAGCUGGAGCAGAGCCUGCGAGUCUCCCGGCGGCUGCUGCGGGCCUGGGAACCAGCCGAGACCCCGGCUCCGGAGCCAACCCCAGGGCCAGAAAUUAAUGAAGAGGCCCCGUCUUCAGCAUGCCCACCCAGCCCUCAGGACCUCAAGGAGCUGGAGCUUCUGACCCAGGCACUGGAGAAGGCAGUACGAGUGCGAAAAGGCCUCUCAAAGGCUGGAGAAGGAGUCAAGGCCCACAGCUUAAAGUCUGGGUCCACUUCCCCUGCCACCAGAGCCUCUGCCCCACCCAGCACCUCACACUGCGCUGGCAGCUGUGCACCAGGGACAAAACCCCCCAGAGGCAUCCGCCACCCGUGGGUGCCCGCAAAGGAUCUCCCUGGGCGCAGGCUUCUGUUGGUGGGAGAUGGAGCCCAUAUGGGGAAGGGGGCCGGAGCCAACAAGCCUGAAGCAGGCCUCAGGGACCAGCAGAUUAUCCCCCAGGCUGCUCCUCCAGUUCCAGAAGCCUUUACACUCAAGGAUAAGGGGGCCCUACUGCGGCUGCCAGAGGCCUUCAGGAAGGCGGCUUCCCGGAAUGCCCGACUGUGGGCCCAGCUCAGCUCGAUGCAGACCGGGGAUUCUGUGGAUGCUGCUGCUGCCACCGCCAAAACCCAGUUCCUCCAGAAAAUGCAAACAGCCGCAGGCCAGCCCGGCUCCAGGCUCAGCUCGGCAGAGGUGGGGCGCCUGCAGAAGGCCUGCUCACUGCUGAGGCUUCGAAUGAGGGAGGAACUCACGGCAGACCCCAAGGACUGGACGCAGGAGUACCGCAGCCUGCUCACCCUGGAAGGGCUGCAGGCCCUGGUGGGGCAGUGUCUGCACAGGCUGCAGGAGCUGCGCUCAGCAGUGGUGGAACAGCCACAGGGGCCGUGGCCUGAGGGGCCCCCCAGGGCCGCCUCACCCUGUGGAGGAGGCGCAGACCCAAUGUGGAGCCCCCAGCUGCUUCUAUACUCCAGCACCGAGGAGCUGCAGACCCUGGCGGCCCUCAGGCUGCGGGUAGCCAUGCUGGACCAGCAGGUCCAUCUGGAAAAGGUCCUGAUGGCUGAACUGCUCCCCCUGCUAAGCGAGCAGGAGCCCCUGGGGCGCCCCUGGCUGGCGCUGUGCCGGGCUGCGCACUGCCUGCUCUGUGAGGGGGGCCAGCGCUUCCUCACCGUCCUGCGAGAUGAGCCUGCUGACCGACUGAGCCCUCCCUGAGGCCAGGCCCACCUCAGCCCCCAAACCCACAACAAGGCAGGCUGGCUCUGCCCCCAGCCCGACUGUUGGCAAGACCCCCCCUUCCUAGUAAUUAAACGAAUGGGCAUCAAGGGCAUUUUCACUGGUGCAGUGAGCGGGGGCCAGAGGAGCCUGUGCCCCCUUGGGAAGCAAGGUUUCCAGCCAGCGGGAACUGCCCCCGACUCUUCCUGGGGAACUUAGAGCCUUCCUCACAUUUGCUGAACUUGCUGGUCAGGGUUUGGCUUUGCUUGGCCUUCCACCAGCUUGGGAGAAGAGCGGCUGUGGAGACUUUCUGAGCUACCUGCUUUCUCUUGCUGUACACUCACAAGCCGCUGUGUGACACCAAAAGUGCUUUAGAAACGUAAUUUUAAAUCAUACCAAGGUGGGA